This is a messenger RNA of Aspergillus clavatus NRRL 1, 816 nucleotides long. RefSeq lists its product as uncharacterized. The record is from RefSeq and is a predicted model, not a curated record. Bases 1 to 816 code for a protein of 271 amino acids. The transcript is spliced from 2 exons. Lineage: Eukaryota; Fungi; Ascomycota; Eurotiomycetes; Eurotiales; Aspergillaceae.
AUGCCUCGCCUCUUCCCAUCUAACCCCGAGGAGGUGAUGGUGAUCCGAAAUGUCACUUCCGACAUCAUCACGAUGAGCUUACCAUUCGCCCGGUUUGGGUGGUUGAAAUUCGGCGGACGAGGAACACUGGUUAAACUCCCCUCCGGCUCCCUCGCCGUUUUCUCGCCCGUCACCCUCACCCCGCAAGUCCGCGACAUGGUCUCGCAGAUGGGCCGGGUGAAGUACAUUGCGGCGCUGGACAUGGAGCACCACAUCCACCUGACCUCAUGGAAGGACGCGUACCCGGAAGCCGAGAUCAUUGCGCCCGAGGGUCUUUGGGAGAAGCGCCAGUCCAGCGCGGCGGACAAGAACACGGCGUUCGCGCACAUCUUCCGGAAAGACGACGCGCGGCAGAAGAUAUCAGAGGAAUUCGACGCCGAGUUCGAGACCGAGUACGUGUACGGGCAUCCGUCGCGGGAGCUGGUUUUCCUGCAUAAGCGGUCGCGCACCCUCAUCGAGGCGGAUCUGCUGUUCAACUUGCCGGCGCGAGAGCAGUACUCGCGGACGCCGGACGGGGCGACCUCCGGGAUCCUUGCGAAGAUCUUGAAUCCGUUCAUGUCUGCGGAGCCGCCGGCGACGUGGCAGAAGAGGUUUGUGUGGUAUGUUCUGUCGAGGGGGGAUCGGAAGGCGUUCACGGAGUCGAUGAGGAGGAUCGAUAAGUGGGAUUUUAAUCGGUUGAUUCCAUGCCAUGGGGAUAUCAUCGAGAGUGGUGCGAAGGGGGUGUUUCGGACGGUGAUGGAGUGGUUCCUGGAUAAUGGGGAUUUAAGGGCAGACUGA